Cydia pomonella (codling moth) is the source of this 8601-nucleotide messenger RNA. RefSeq names its product inositol polyphosphate 5-phosphatase E (gene INPP5E). Gene Ontology annotation, biological process: phosphatidylinositol dephosphorylation. The record is from RefSeq and is a predicted model, not a curated record. Gene Ontology annotation, molecular function: phosphatase activity. Bases 745 to 2673 code for a protein of 642 amino acids. The transcript is spliced from 11 exons. NCBI's taxonomy places the organism in Eukaryota, Metazoa, Arthropoda, Insecta, Lepidoptera, Tortricidae.
CACUACUAUAAAACACAGGACAAGCACACUCGACUGCUAAAAUCAUGGCCUCUUGUUGUCGUAGCUGGGUAAAAAGGACUUUAAUAGUCGUCGCUCAAAGCAUGUACCUAUAUAUUCUACAGAAUGUAACAAAAAUAGUGAGGAUCCGUUAAAGGGCAUAUUCGGUAACGGGUUAUGAUUAGCAAAAAGUAGAAGACAAAUUUUUGAAGGCGCGAUUUUUCUAUGGGGCAGGUCAUCCGUGUCGUGUCGACCAGCCCUCCAUAUAAAGGCCAAAAGUUUUUCUCGUCAACUGCACUGCAUUCGCUUCCCACGUCGCUCUGAAGUUUGAGCGAGACAACGCUAUGCGCCUAUUAUACAGACAUCCUUCCCGUACGUCGGAUCGGAUGCAGUGUGCUAUGCGCCUAAAACCAUGUCAUCAACUCAUCAUGCAUCAUGCUGCCUACGUUACGGUUUCCAUAACAACUAUUAUGAUGCAUAACUGUAAGUCAUGUUGUGCACAAUUCAACUUUAUGAAUAAACGUAAAACUAAUCUCAUAACUAUAAGUUAAUGAGUGCAGGUGAUUAUAAUAAUAUUUAUUUUAUAAAUAGACUCGAGCAUGUGCAGACUUCGGAACGUAUCACGAGAUUUUGACAGAUUCCGUAGCGCAAAAUGUCAUUCAAAGUGUUGUAGGUUAUGUUGUCUAUAUUUUAUAUAAAAUGUAAUUAGUAACAUAAAUUAAUAGUGCUGGUGGCAUAAAACACAAUAUGAGCACUUCACCCACCAAAAGCAAACAGAAGCUGUCGUUACGGAAACGGUUGUUCGUUAAAAAGUCACCCAAAGUUGGCUGCUAUGUCGAUACAGAUUCCAAUGAUGAGUUUUCUCAGUCAACGUCUCGUCCGAUUUCCCCGGCCGAUCCAUUCCUUGCUCAUAGUCAGUUACAAGUCGAUACGAGCCUGGAGUCUAUCGAUAACCACAAAAAUGUGUCGGAGCCGUUCAGCAACAAUACAAGCCAAAGCAGUGAUCACUCUCACAAGGACGACGACACCAAUCCCCAAUGCUGUAAAACAUUCUUCAGAAGAUCUCGGCCGAAGAGUCUAGUAGAAGCACAAUCAAAACCUGACGCCAAUUCCAGACCAAGCAGCCCAGUCACUAGCAAUAGUUAUAGUGAAAACUCAGUGUCACAAGCCAAGUCUGACGAAAUACCAAAAGUUACUGUUAAGUUUCCAAAGAAUGACGAUCCUCGAAAGUACUUUGAACAUUCAGGGUCCUUUGAAGGUAUAAAGCCAAAGAGUAAACUGUUUGUCAAGAGAUUAUCAGCUGAUCAUUUAAUAACUAAUGACACCAAACCACUCUUUCAUACGUCAUCUCCUGAAAGUGAUAGAAGCAGUUCCUUAGAUCGCAAAAGAAGGGCAAAGUCAACAAUAACCAGAUCUCAUUCCCGUGCGGGUAGCACAGACAGCUUGGUUCGCAACUCUCUGCUCGCUGCUCAGGUGCUUCGGCUCAUUCCCACUCAGGAGGCGAGGGAGAGGAAUUAUUUAUAUGGGCGACUAGCAUCCCACUCCCUUCUGGGCGCUUCUGAGUUAGAACACGUCUUUCCAGAAAGAGAGGUGAAAAUCUUCGUGGGAACAUGGAAUAUGAAUGGCCAAGCUCCACCCAAGGAACUAGCUGACUUUAUUUUCCCGAACCAAGUGAAACAUGUACCAGACAUAUUCGCCAUCGGCACUCAGGAGUCAUAUUCGGAGCGGACAGAGUGGGAAAUAACCAUUCAAGAGGUGCUCGGACCGUCACAUUUACUUCUUCACUCUUAUUAUUUAGGAACAAUCCACUUAACAGUAUUUAUCCGAAGAGAUCUAAUAUGGUUCUGUUCGCUACCCGAAGACGCCAGCCUGUCUGUAAGGCCGGGUACUGCCUUCCGGACGAAAGGUGCUGUCGCCAUUUCGUUCGCGCUCUUCGGCUCGACCUUUCUGUUCGUGACCGCGCACUUGACUGCGCACCAGGAGAAGGUCAAAGAGAGAGUUUCGGAUAUCAAGAGGAUUAUAAGGGCUAUUGAUUUACCAAAGAAUUUGCCGUGCAGACAUAAAAGCAAAGACGUGACAAACAACUUUGAUUACGUCUUCUGGUGUGGUGAUCUAAAUUUUCGGCUGGGUGAACCGAGAGCUGCUGUUUUACGGUGGAUCGAGCAAACAGAAUUCCCGCUGCCCCAUCAUCUGCCGCACGGCCUGCUGCACGCCGACCAGCUGACGGCCGUGCUGGAGGACGGCGCGGCCUUCCGGGACUUCCGAGAGGCGCCCAUCACCUUCCCGCCUACCUAUAAGUACGAUCCGGGCAGUCAGCAAUUCGACACUUCAAGCAAGCAGCGCGCCCCGGCCUACACCGAUCGGAUACUCUUCAAAGCCAGGACUAUGACUGGAAACUCUUCGGCCUUUUCAGUGAUUUCAGGUCUACGCCGUCUGAGCGCAGUCCCAGUCCAGUCAGGGUUGAAGUGCGAACUAUACAACUCUGUGCAGUCGAUAUGUACCAGCGACCAUAAGCCGGUGUGGGGCUUGUUCUCGGCCGCGCUCCGCCCCGGCACUGACGUGGUCCCCCUGGCCGCGGGGCUGUUCAACCGCGAGGUGUACCUGGAGGGCAUCAAGCGGCGCCGCGCGCUGCUCGACCACGCGCCCGGCACGUCCGCCGUCUGCGCCGUACAAUAACCCAACCACAUAAUUGCUUUACUAAAAUAGACGUCCGAUACCACGAAGAGCUUAUAUUGAACUACAUAGAGUCCGCCUAUGCGUCUGUAAUAGGGCUAAGUGAAGGGUGUUUUUCGGCUCAGACCAUCCAAAAAGCUAUUGCAUUUGGUUGACUACCGAAAGCGUGCUAAACGCACUUACUGAAAGGAAUGAAUCCCUUAGGUAAAGCCCAAUGUAUUGUAAGCCGAAUCGCUCGUAUACUACACGCGCCUUGCAAAUCAUAGGCACUACAAAAUGCACGCAAGUAGCUAGCGGUCCUUUUGCGAAUAUGUCGCGAAUGUCGCUCUAGCGGUCGGCCCCUACCCCGGACCUGGACGGACCUUUGUGAUUCAAGCAAACAGUUGAAAUGCAGUUUAAGGUAACAAUGUUAAGUCUAAACUGUUGAUUCGGACACUAUUUUAGUGAGGCAAUUAUUAAUAAUUGAAUUUUUUCUAAAACUUUUUGUUACAAGGCUAAUUAUGUCUCGAAUAUCUUUGUCAGUAUUUUAAUCAAGGUGCCACAUUUGGGUUUAUGUUUAGUUAAUAUUGUAAUAAAUAUCUGUUAUCCUGGAUUUAGGGAACAAUAGGCAUAAUGACGGUUCAGAUGUAGUGAACAAUCCUUUGUCAUUGUAUUUUCUCGAAAACGUUUGUAUUUGUCAUGCUAUUUCAGUGAACCUCAGUACUUUUUAUACUGAGACUGACUGAAAUAGCAUUACUACAUCUGUUCAGUUUCUUUUGAAAUUAAGCCUAAUGCACAAUUUCGCAUGGUAUGCACAAAUUAUUAGCAGUGUCAACAUCAAAGUCAUUUGAUAUUUAAAGGGUUUGGUUUUUAUUUAAUAAUUUGCAUUAUUUAUUGAAAAAUACCUUUGUUAUGUACCAAAAGGUACUUGCGAUAUUCUGUUUAUAUCGGUAUAAUUAAAAAAAAGUUAGGACUAACUGACCUACAAAAUCAUGGUUCAAUAUCGUUAAACUUAGGACUUCUACAGAGGUUAUUUAGUACAAAGUUUAUUUAAUAUAUUUUUAAUAUGUUGCUCAUUUUACAACGCAAUAUUUUAUUUUUGAAUAUUAUUUAUAGUGCAUAAUCGCACAAAUAGGUACUAAAUGAUUAUUUACAGUAUUGUGUUACGAGUAUUGUUUCAAGUUUUGUUAUCUGAGAUAGGCGCUCAAAUAAGUUGGAAUUAAGACACAUGAUAAAGACAUGAAGGAAGACAUUCAAAUGUAUUAAUUUCGUUACAUUUAAGUUGUUUAAGCUGUACCAAAAAAGACAUCGUCUAGUCAUUAUAUUGUUGUGUGCAACCAAGUACUUAAGUACAUAUAUUUAAAAAAGUUGCUUAUUGCUUUUAGUUAGUAAUGGCUUUGUUACGGUAUCUUAGAAGUUGGAAUUUGAAGUGGAUCUCACAAUUGUGUUAAUCCUGAGAGCUAUUGAAUCCCAAUUUGAAAGUAUUUCAUAGUAUUACAAGAUUGACUGUCCAGUUAUUCAGUCUUAAGAUUCCAGAGACGUGUAACUAACAGUUGUUUAAACUCGAAACUUUAUCUAGACAGUAAAGAUGUUAUUCGAACAGAUUAAUUUGGCAACUACUUAUGCGAUGCUUUGCAAAUGUUCACUUAAAAUAAUUUUAUCCCUAAAUUGUGACACUGACCACCACAAUUCCAAACUCUUACCAACUGUGUCUAUUUUUCUAAAAUGUGUUAGUCAUAGUUUAGGUGUUAGUACAAAUUUGUACAAGUAUGUGCAUAAGAUGUCCAUACAAUUUAAAUAUUAAUGCUAUUGUGUUCGAAACAAAUAUUCAAGUAGACAUAGCGCAAUAAAAUAAAAUAAAACUCAUUGCUUAUUUCUUUAUAUUACGUUUUAAAACAGCUGUCUGACCAUUAGUAUUGAUAUUUUGUGUUGUGGUUUUAAGGUGCUUUUCAACGAUGAAGCUAGGCAAGGGCCGAAUUGAAAUUCGAUUCCUAACAAACAAAUCGGCACUAUUUUAUAACACCAGCUGUGUGAUGUCUUGCCUCGUUGUUAAGAAAAACACAAUUACUUUAAUUAUAACAACCGUACGUUACGUUAAUUAUAUCCGUCCAAUCUAUUUAACUUCCAUCUAAAGUAGAUUGGAUUUGGAGUAUAGCUUUCGAUGUAAUCAAUAAUCCUUUCCCAUCGUAAUUUCACGGAAACGCACGAACGUGUCUUUCUAUUUCAGUCAGUCUCGAUACAAAAAGUACUGAGGUUGACUGAAGUAACAUGACAAGUACGAACGAUUCCAAGAAAAUGGCAACAUUGGUUUGCACAAACAUCCUCUCACCCCAAACGCAUAUACCGUCUCCGUUCCGUCGUGGGUAAAAAUACGAUGGGAAAGGAUUAUUACACAUAUACAUCUGUACCUUUUAAUCGUUGCGAUGGGAAUUACAUAGAAAAUGAACACGCUUUAAGUAUUAUUUUUAAGUUACAUACAUUAUUUAAUGUUUCCAAUUAUAUUAGCUCUGUGUUGUACAUGAACGUAGAAGUUAAUUUUAGCAGAUACUUUAUUAUUAUUAACUUGAAUGGUUAGUACUGUUAGUAGCCCAGGUAGGGAAUAAUGAGCUUGUACUAUAAAAGUAAUAUAGAUGUGUGGUGUUUCUGAAACAAUAGUGAGGCUUCGUACUGGAGAGGACCAUUUUUGAGAACUUUUAGGAUUAGACUUCGAUAGGAAGCACAGAUUUGCUGCCAGUUUUUACUAGCUUCAGAUUAACUAACGUAUCGACGUCAUUAUUGAUUCGCCACUUAAUAAGUUACUUAAUUUAAGGAACUAAUCUCCGUGUUAUCUGACUAUGGAGAUGUUCGUAGUAGACUAAUCACUUGAUCGAACCUAGUGAAAACUGCCAGCGAACUGAUCGAUAGAAUAAGUCUAAAUCGGCAUAGAAACUAAAGGGGUCUACAGAUGUGAUGUCAUAGCUCUGUAUGACAAUGCAAUAGCAACCUAUAUAGAAUUGUCAAAUAAGAAUAUAUCGAGUUUGUCUGUUGGUUGGUUGAUGCCAAAAUUACGUUUGUAGACUCAGGAGGAAUCGUUUAUUGUAGUUAUAGAAAUAUCUGUUUGUCGUGUGGUUCGUGUAUAUAUAUUAGAAUAUGGGACGUGCGAAGCCUCGACAUUCUCUGCCUUAAUGGUGUGUAAACAGUACCGUCUGCGAAAUGUUGAGAACAUUUCAAUCAUGUGCUGUGAUUUACUCUGGUUUCUAGUCUGAUGUCCAUUCCAAAGUUCAUAGCGACUAAAUUACCUCUUAGUUCGUUCUAACUAAUCUUGUAACAUUAUCGUUCUCAAUAUUACUAAAACUAUCAGAAGUUCCACUUGCAUAAGCCAAGGUUUGACUGGAAAAACCACACGCCGUGCCGAAUCAUGCUGUCUGUCCCUCUCUUUUGUGUGAGUAGCUAGUGGUAAUCGCACUUGGUUACUAGCAAAGAGUUAUUGAUUGUAGAGGUGUAAAAUUUAGAAAAAUCGUGGUCCGUGGGUAAGUUUUUGUGGUUACUGAACUAUCGAAUAGUGUACCGUAGGCACGUUGCCAUUCAGCACCUACAUCAACUGUCAAAUUUGAGGAGCAUUUUUUUUUUCUUUUCACCUUCUAUAUCAUUAAUACUUAACAUUUUGCCACUAGCUAGUCGCAAUUUGAGUAGAGAGUACCAGUAUUGGUGUGAAAACAUCCGAAUACAAGUGGACCAAAGGUGAUCUAAAUGAUUCGCUAGUAGAGUGUACAGUAGCAUGAUACAUCAGUUUUUAUGUGCUGAGAGUCACUCUAUUUGAUAAAAUAUUAUUGUUGGGAAGAACAAUACUUUAGGCAAGUUUUGGUACUAUCAUGUCUAUUACAUGUAGGUUUACAAAUUUAAAACGUUAUUUACACAUAAAUAUCUACUCCACUAUACUUUUACAGAUGUAGUGAACAAUCCUUUGUCGUCGUAUUUUCUCGGAAACGUAAGUAUUUGUUUGCCUACUUCAGUCAACCCCAGUACUUUUUGUAUUGACAUUGUCAGAAUUAGCAUAACACGUUCGUGCGUUUCCGUAAAAAUACGAUGGCAAAGGAUUAUUCACUUCCUCUGUAACAUGUUUGGCGUACAAUAAAACACAAUUAAUAAUGUACUUGGAGAAGUCAAUUUUCAAGUUUUUUCAAAGAAAACGCUAGUACUUGUGCACUAGCUUUAGUAAAUGUAAGACGGUUUCAUAUCUAUAUGUGAAAUUGCAAUUUUUUAUACCUAAUAUAUUUUUUUUUUUACACAAAUUAAAACUACUAUGAUUUUACAAUGUACUUAGUUCUAGAAAGAAUAGUAAAUUGUUGAAGAGGUUAAUUGAGUGUUAACCAAUCGGUGAGUGGAAAGUAAAAUUGUAGUAGUAUGUAUGUACAACCUAGUAAAACUAAAACAUUGAUGGACUGUUGGUUUAUUACUUUUAUUAGGUGUAGGUACGUACAUCUUAGCGUUACUUUCUAGUGGAGAUUCAGACCAUCUAUGGCCACAUUUCCGAGCAGUAGCGUGAAAAUAAAUGUUUUAGCGUCAUUUCCUAUAACGAGCCUAUGAGCAGUGAACCGUGUAUUUCUAAAUCAAAGAGUUAUUUAUAGUAGAAGAGGUAUAUAGUCUAACUAAAUCGUGCGAUCGUGCCUCGUAUAAGACAAUGUCGAUGUCAAAAAUAUAUUUACACUUUUGCACCUUACUCCUUUGUAAUAAGGCGAAAAAUGUUAACAUAUCAUCAUAAGCAUCAUCGUAACACACACACACACAGCCGUCUGUUCGGCUGUCAAACUUGUACGAUUUUUCUUAGACUUGCACCUCUUCCACAAUCAAUAACUUUGUUCUAUAUAAAUCCACCAGUCUUCCAUACCUUGUAAUGAUGUUUGUAUGUGAACAUAAGAUUAUGCUUGUGCUAAUGCGUAUUGUAUAGCAUUAUAAUAUUAUGGUGACGCUUUUUCAUGCAAGAACAAUAAUAAAAUAAGGCUAUUUUAACUAAUUUCUGGUCUGGUUCUGAAGUAAUCAAUAAUAAUUGCAUUGUUUGACCUAACUGUUAUUACAACUAGUUUGGGUACGUGUUACGCUCAAAAUAUAUAUUUUUGCUUCAUAAUAAAAUUAUUAUUAUUAGAAAGAGAAUAGUGAUAGGUAUAUUAAAUAGCCGUCGUUAAACUAAAACGCUGGUUUUACAGACUAGAAGAUUCAGUCUUUAGUUUGAGGAUGGCACAAUUUUACUUAGUUUGCACAUUAUACUUAAAUGUAUUUUACACCAAGUAGUUCGAUGGAAUAAGUCGUCUCGAUUAUAUUAUAGCGGGUAAUCUGGAGUGAACAGUUGCACACAGUCAGCAGUAGAAGUUUCUAAGCGGACAAGGUGUUCAAAAUGAACUUAAAUCAACUUUAUUCUUAAGGAAAUAAGAAUGUUCGCAGGCUAUAUUGCAGCUACUUCUGCUACUGUACAGUUGCCCUCAAAAAUCCUUGUGUUUUUAUUAUUACUAUGCUAUAUGCUGCUAAUGCAUUUUUAUGAAAUAGCAAGUUUCCAGAGACUUUUGAGGACGACCGUAAAGCCAACUGCAUUGUUUAUAUUUAUUUAUGCCUUUUGCAACGGGUACUGGUACCUACCACCUAAUUUUUGAAUUAUUGAAACUAUCAUUUUACUGUUUUCAAAGAAUUGUAAAAGAGACAUGGACUAAUAAAUUUAAAAAAUGACAAUGUUCAUGAGGCUUGAAAAUAAUAGUUAAACUGGACGUCUUACAAGAGGUCGCAGAGUAUACAUAUACGCCCUAUUGACACGACAUUGAAGCCAUGACUCUUCCUUUUUGUAAUUGCGACGGUCUGAUAUGUGUAUUACAAAGUAUUAUUUUCACCAAAGCGAUAUUUGGCUAGUCCAUAUAUUUAGAUAAUUAUAGUGUUAAGGGGAUAUAAAAUGUUACACUAUUUAAUAAAAGUUUCCUUGCUAUUAAA